AUGAAUCGCGGUGAUCGGUGAGUUUUUCUAUUUUUUUCAAUGCGAAGAUGAAGUUUACAAGAGAAAUAAGUUUUUUCGAGUGAAAAAUGAGAUUUUCUGACCCAAUUAGAUUUUUAAGCGAUUAGCGUUAUUUUACCGUGCGAAAACAUGAUGAAAAGGUGAGAAUUUAUUGGGGAACCCAGUUAGAAUAGAAAUUAUUGAAUUUUGAGCUUAGAAAGGGAAUUUGAACUGAAUUUUUCGCAAACUAACCGUUUUGAGAAUCUGAAUAGAAUAAUAGAGGUCCGAUUGCAUUUUUUAAAUAUUCAGAAAUGAUUUAUUCUAGGAUUUAAAAAAAAAUUAGAGUGUUUUCUAGUUCACGUAUGGAAAUUAUUCGAAUUUUUCAACAUUUUUUUUUCAAAACUAGAUAGCACUUGAGAAUUGAAAAUUGUUCAAGGACUUUGAAAUUCCAUGUAACUACUUCAUUAUAUGUUUUAUGGAGUUUCCAACAAAAAUAUUGAGUUUUCGAAAUUCUUUUGCGAAAGAACUCGACCUCGCCCCAAAAUAUAGUUAUGACGUGGCAAAGCUCCCACCACUGUCAAAAAUCGGACUGUAAUUAGUUUCAGAGAAAACAUUUUUGAAUUCUGAUUUCACAGCAUUGUUCGAUUUGGUAAGCUUGUUAUAUAUUUUUGAAUAAAAUCUCAUUUUUCUCCUGAACUUGGGAAUUUCAAAAUAUUUCUAAUUUUUCCAUGUAUAAAUUUGUUCAAAGUUUCUAUAGAAAAAAAAUUAAAAAUAUUUGGAAAUUUGAAAUUUUCACCGUUUGACCCUGAUUUGAUUUUCUUGUAAACCCCUCCCGGGACCAAAAAUCACACAUGUUUCUAGAUUUCUCCUCAAAAAAUCCUUCAUGCUCACCUUUUCCAAAUAGUUUUCCCCAUCCCCUCUUUUCACCGCAUGUCUUCUCUCACCCACCCUCUCAUUAUCCCACACUCUCUCACUCACAAUUGUCGCAUGCGAACAUCAAGGCGUCCUUCUUCUUCUUUCUCUUUUUCUCUAGGUUCCUCCAUUUUUUGCCGGGUCAUUUUUGGUAUGUAGUGUAAAUUACUUUUUAUAUUUAUAUAUUUACUACCAGUUUUUGGGCUGACCACAAAUAUAUAUAGAAUUUGAAAUUCUAGGUUUUCCGGAUCGAUUUUUCGCGGGAUUUUUGAGAAACAUGUGCUACUUUUGAUUGAUCUAUCUUGAAAAUUCGAAAAUUUUUUAAAAUUGUACGAUUCUUAUCGCCAAAAGUCCCUAAAAAUUCUCAAAAAUUAUACGUGAAAUCCGGAAAUUUGAUACUUUUUGGCAGAAGUUUUCGCAAGAAAAUUGCAUUUUUCCUUUAUUUUUUUUUGUAUAUUUUCCUUGUGAAAAGUAUCGAAUUUCUAAUGGGGAAAAUUGGAUUUUUUGAGGUUUCAUUUGAAAAUUUCACAUUUCCCGCUCAAAAAUACUAAAAACCACGUGGAUUUUCGAUUUUCUCUCAAAAUUUUGAUUGGAAAAUUCCGGAAACCAGUUUUUUCGAAAUUUUUCUUCAGAAAAGAAAAUUGGUUUUGAUAAGACAUUUUUUGUAAAAAUCGAGAUUUUUUCCGUUUUUCAUUGGAAAAUUCACGAUUUUUCGGAUUUCUAGGCCACGGUGUAACUCAAAACUAGUCCCCGACUUCAAUAUUAGUCAAAAACCCCGGUUUUUCACUGAAAAUUGAAACAUUGGUCAUAUUAACUUAAAUUUUUCUUGCAGUUCUGAUAUAAUUUCUCCAAAUUCUGGCGAUUGUUCAACUCUCGAAACAACCAACAACAACAAUAAUAAUUUGAUCAAAAAACAACCACUUUUCAGUGUAAUGGCCAGUUUUUUGGAUUUUUUGCAAGUUAAUAAGCAUAAGGUGAGGGUUUUUUUUGGUGGGAAGUUGUGAAUUUUAAGCUGAAAUUCAUGAUUUCCAGCUUUUCCCCCCGAAAAAUCUCAAAUUUUCAGACUUUUCGCCCAAAAAAGAAGUUCCCGCAGGGAACUUUGCGCUACAGUUUGCAUAAACAAGCCGAAGCUACACUGCAUUCUGGAGUCGAUUUGAGACAUGCCGUGAAAUUGCCACCGCAUGAGAAUUUUGAUGAUUGGUUGGCGGUGCAUAGUGAGUUUGUUUUUGGGUGAAAAUUUGGGGUACUGUAGAUUUUGGCGCGCGAAAAUUUGAGCAUUUUGAUAUGAAAUAUGACCUAUAUCAAUUUUCAACAAAAAAAUCCAUGUGGAAAGUUUUAAUUCAAAAACGUUCCACGAAAAUUGAAAUUUCAAAUUCGAAAAAAAUUUUCCACGUGGUUUUUGAAACUUUUUGUAUCUCUAAUUUUCUCACUUCUCUGCGUCUCUAACUCUAUAGUGAUCUCUAGUCGUCUAGCUUCUCUCUGCGUCUCUAACUUUAUAAUAUUCUCUAUUUGUCUAAAAUUCCCUGCGUCUCCAACUUUCUAGUUGUCUAAAUUCCCUGCGUCUCUAACUCUAUAGUGAUCUCUAGUCGUCUAGCUUCUCUCUGCGUCUCUAAUUUCCUCGUAGCCUUUUAAAAAGUUUAGUGCCAAAAAAUCCACGUGGCAAAAAUUCAUUAUUCUUUUUUUGCAGCCGUCGAUUUUUUCAAUCGAAUAAAUUUGAUGUACGGUACAAUAUCAGAUGUUUGUACAAUUGAAACAUGUCCAACAAUGUCCGGUGGAUCAAGAUAUGAAUAUUUAUGGCAAGAUGGAGUGGAAUAUAAAAAACCGACGAGAUUACCUGCUCCACAAUAUAUGCAGGUAGGAGAACAUUUUGGGAGGGAAUUUGGGGAAAAAUGAGAAUUUUUAUAAGAAAAUCUUGGAAAAAUAGGUAAAAAUGCCUAAAAUUCAUCUGAAAUUCAAAAUUCCCGCCGAAAAAUCCCCCUAAUUUUUUGCAGCUUCUAAUGGAUUGGAUAGAAGCGCGUAUAAACAAUGAAGCGAUUUUUCCAUCAAAUAUGUGUAAGUUCAUUUUUUUUCCUCUAAAAUUUUCAGAAUCCCCCAUUUUUCAGCCGUCCAAUUUCCCAAAGACUUUCGACAAAUUUGCAAGAAAAUUCUGACUCGACUCUUUCGUGUUUUUGUUCAUGUUUAUAUACAUCAUUUUGAGCGAAUUCGAGAACUUGGAGCUGUGAGUUUUUAUGGAAUUCUCUGGGUUUUGGGCUGAAAAUUCGACUAAAACUCAAUUUCCUGAUUGAAAAUCGAAAAAAAAAAUUUUCACCUCUAGGCGCGGCUACUUGAGAACUAGGCUUUCAAGGCUCGGAUCCAAGGCGGAGUAGACAUCUAGAUGCGGCUCCUAGACAAUUAGAUUCUGUAGGCGCGGCUUCUUGAGAACUAGGAUGUCUGGGGUCGUCUACUUGACACAGAAGCUCUCAAGGCGCGGCUGCUUGGGAACUAGAAUCUCUAGGUUCGACCACUUCACAAUUAGGAUGUGUAGUCGUGGCUCCUUCUCAGAUUAGAUCUCUAGACGCGGCUGCUUGAUUUCAGAUGUGUUUUCACAUAAAAUUUGAAAAUAAAUAAGUUUUCACAUUUUUUUUUCUGCAAAUUUCGUUCAAAAAUCAAAAUAACCCACAUUUUUCAGAUAUAUGUUCUAAAAAAUUUAUUUUAAAAUUUUGUUUCAUGAUCAUUUUUGAGCAAUUUUGAAUAAAAAUGAGCUACUUUUGACCAAAAUGUUGUUUUUGUCACUAAAAAUUAAUAUUUUUCAGCUAUAAAUGUUCUGAAAAUCCCAAAAUUUCAACCAAAAUUCGAAUAUUUUUCCAGGAACCGCAUGCAAAUACACUCUACAAGCAUUUUUAUUAUUUCGUCACUGAAUAUGGAAUGGUUUCAGCCAAAGAAUUGGAAGCAUUGGUGAGUUUUUUUGUUUCGGGCUGAAAAUCUGAAAAUUUUGACUGAAAAUCUGAGUUUGACAAAAAAUACAUGAAAAUUUCGAAUUUUUAUGCAAAAAACUUGGAUUUUCACAAUCCACGUUUAAAAGUUCAAAUUCAAAUUUCAGAAAGAUAUGACCGAACGUCUUUUGGAGCCUCAAAAUCGUCGUGCUCCAAUUCCAUCACUUAAUGCAUUUACACCAAGAGCCUAA
Molecule: messenger RNA, 4072 nt
Organism: Caenorhabditis angaria
Lineage: Eukaryota; Metazoa; Nematoda; Chromadorea; Rhabditida; Rhabditidae
Source: the annotation of a GenBank genome assembly